AAACUGGUUUUUCAGUCGGGAGGAGAUUGAGAUGAGCACCACUAACUGGAAUGGCAGAUGGUUCCACUUGAGGAAAGUUUUGGAACGAGGUGGGCCUUUGGCUCACCCAGAUUUCCAGGCCUCGAAUGAGACUCUCGAUUUCUUGCUGGACAACUGCAAGAUUCUUGUUGUUGGGGCUGGCGGUUUGGGUUGCGAGUUGCUCAAGAAUUUAGCUCUAAUGGGCUUCCGCCAGCUUCACGUAAUCGAUAUGGAUACUAUCGACGUUUCUAAUUUGAAUCGACAGUUCCUGUUCCGUCACUCGGAUGUUGGGAAACCGAAAGCUGAAGUCGCUGCCAACUUUAUCAACCAGCGCAUCCUCCAUUGCAACGUCACCCCGUACUACGCCAAAAUUCAGGACUACGAUACCAGCUUCUACUCGCAAUUCCACGUCGUCGUCUGCGGGCUGGAUUCGAUUAUCGCUCGGCGCUGGAUCAACGGCAUGUUGAUCAGCCUCCUCUCUUACGAAGACGGAGAACUCGACCCUUCGAGCAUUAUCCCAUUGGUGGACGGCGGAACUGAGGGAUUCAAAGGCAACGUUCGAGUGAUAUUGCCAGGAAUGAACGCUUGCAUCGAGUGCACUUUGGAUCUGUUCCCACCUCAAAUCAGCUUCCCGCUGUGCACCAUUGCUCAUACGCCUCGCUUGCCGGAACAUUGCAUCGAAUACGCUCGACUUCUACAGUGGCCUAAAGAGAAUCCGUUCGGAGAGGACGUUGCGAUCGAUGGCGACGAUCCAAAUCAUAUUUCCUGGAUUUACGAGAAAGCCCUGCAAAGAGCCAACGAAUACGGAAUUCUGGGAGUCACGUAUCGUUUGGCCCAAGGGGUUGUUAAGCACAUCAUUCCCGCCGUGGCGUCAACAAAUGCGGUUGUGGCCGCUGCUUGCGCUUUGGAAGUUUUCAAGUUGGCCUCAUCUUGCGCCCCUAAAUUGGACAACUACAUGGUUUUCAACGAUACCGAUGGGAUUUAUACUUACACGUACGCAGCGGAAAGGAACGAGAAUUGCGUGGCCUGCUCGCAGAUCCCCAAAGAUUUGGUUUUCCAUGAAAAUACACGGCUGAGCGAAGUGAUGGAACACCUAUCGACGACCUACCAGAUGAAGGGACCGGGCGUGACGACCACCGACAAACAGGGCCGUAACCGCACGCUCUACUUGCCCAACGUUAGCAGCAUCGAAGAGCGAACGAGACCUAAUCUCAAGAAAACACUCAAAGAGCUGGAGCUGAAAGAUGGUGCGCAGUUGAUCGUAGCUGACGUGACCUCGCCAAACUCUAUCGAAUUCCACUUGAAGUUGCACGCCUCGAUGGAUACAUAGUGCUGCCGCCCAAAACCUUCCCCGCUUUAGGACUAUCUCGGCGUUUAAGAAGGAAAAAAAACAACGAAAAAAAGCUGCUAUCGCUGUCGGAAUAGAAACGUCUGUUCUGUAUUACUCGUGGCGCUUGCUACCACUACGUUCGUUGGCGAAAAAAAAAAAAAAAAAAAAGUGGGAGGGAGAAAGUGUGUAUCUGU
Messenger RNA from Daphnia carinata, 1542 nucleotides. RefSeq names its product NEDD8-activating enzyme E1 catalytic subunit-like (gene Uba3). Gene Ontology annotation, cellular component: nucleus; cytoplasm. The transcript is spliced from 10 exons. Gene Ontology annotation, biological process: protein neddylation. The record is from RefSeq and is a predicted model, not a curated record. Gene Ontology annotation, molecular function: NEDD8 activating enzyme activity. Bases 32 to 1348 code for a protein of 438 amino acids. Lineage: Eukaryota; Metazoa; Arthropoda; Branchiopoda; Diplostraca; Daphniidae.